Molecule: messenger RNA, 1005 nt
Organism: Limulus polyphemus (Atlantic horseshoe crab)
Lineage: Eukaryota; Metazoa; Arthropoda; Merostomata; Xiphosura; Limulidae
Exons: 2
Coding region: 157-762 (201 amino acids)
Source: RefSeq, a predicted model, not a curated record
UCACCUGCACCAAAAGUAAAGCUCCCUUAUCUCCUGUCAUGUGCAUCCUAAUGUCAAAUUGUUUGAUACCUAUAACACUGUAAUCUGGCCAAACAGUCUACACCAUUUUAUACUAUUCAGUGACCUUGUUUAUCCCAUUUAGGUUAAAAAAGAAACAUGCAUUCUAACCAGCAGAGACCAUACCUCUCUCGCAGGCUUGGAUUCCUCAGAACUGGUGUUACCCUUGGUCAUCUCCGAAUUUCAGGGUCACGUAUCUAUGUUAUUGUUUUCUUGGGGAUAUUCACCUUCUUGAUAGGAAUUGUGACAACUGCCAUUGCCUACUCAACUCCUUAUCAUAGAGGUGUCAGUCACUACUUGGGACCCAUUCUUUUAGUAGGAGGGGGACUUCUCUUAGUCUUUGGUGUUUUUUUGUGUGCUUUUGCAGCUCGUUCUGCUCGAAACAUAUCAGUUGGGAGUGAACAUGCAAGUGUUACUCAUCCCAUGAUGCAGUCACCUGAACAUAUUCAGGCUGGAGGAGUAUGUGUCGUACCUCAGUCUUAUUACCCAGAAUUGGAAGCAUACCCCAACACAGAUAGUCCUUACCAGCCAACAACAGAACCCCUCCCUCGACCUGUAGUCUACCAUACAGAAGGACUCUCAUCUAAAGAUGAAAGCACAUUACCACUAACAGCUCAACAUCUCGAUCAGUCUGCAGAUGAUAGUAGACAAUACAGUACCAAUUCUCCUCCACAACAAAACAAAAAUCCUGAUAUGCACAUUUAAUUGAACUUUUAGUUUAUGGUAGUCUUAAUGCUUCUAAAUGGAUAGACAAAAGGAAUUUUUAUUGACUUGGGGCCUUAUUGUCUUGAUAAUAAGCAUAUUGUAUAUAUUAAGUUAAAGGAUAUUAGCAAGGGUGCAUUCAUCUGUAAAACAUUUUAUUUUUGAAAUGUUUUUUUUUAUGCAUUAUGUACAGAGUUAAUGUAAUAGUUUAACUUUUGAGAGUGAACACAACAUUGUAUGUGUGAG